AUGAAGAGUCUCCUAGUACUCUUACUGUUCAUCUUCCCUGUUCAUGCAGCAAUUCCAAGCAUUAUCAACGGCAACUUGAUAAACAAAACCUGCAAGCAGACACCCUAUUAUGAACUUUGCGUGCGAUCUCUCAUAUCAAAUCCUCACAGCUUUAAUACUGACGUUAAAGGCUUAGCAAGGAUAAUGAUUUUAACCAUUGAUGCUAAAGCAACCCAUGCUCUUAAACAUAUCAACAACCUACUUCAACGCAGCAGCAGCUACAACAGCCUCAGCAAAAAAGAGAGACGAGAAUUGAAAGCUUGUGCUGAUCGUUACAGUGUGAUUAUUAAGGGAGACGUCCCUCAGGCAAUUGAUGCUAUGCGCACAGGUGACUAUAAGUUUGCUGAAGAAGGUACAUAUGAUGCUGCUGCUGAGGCCAUGUCUUGUGAAGAAGAAAUCUCUGGCCACCAUUCUCAGCUUUCUGAUAUGAAUAUGAUGGUUCAUGACGUCUCUGUUGUGGCUGGUUCCAUUGUUCAGAUAAUUCUAAGCAGUUAG
Molecule: messenger RNA, 534 nt
Organism: Manihot esculenta (cassava)
Lineage: Eukaryota; Viridiplantae; Streptophyta; Magnoliopsida; Malpighiales; Euphorbiaceae
Product: cell wall / vacuolar inhibitor of fructosidase 1
Exons: 1
Coding region: 1-534 (177 amino acids)
Biological process (GO): negative regulation of catalytic activity
Molecular function (GO): enzyme inhibitor activity
Source: RefSeq, a predicted model, not a curated record